This is a messenger RNA of Brenthis ino (lesser marbled fritillary), 501 nucleotides long. The record is from the annotation of a GenBank genome assembly. NCBI's taxonomy places the organism in Eukaryota, Metazoa, Arthropoda, Insecta, Lepidoptera, Nymphalidae.
AUGAACCGAGUACGAACAGCGCCACUCCCGCAACUGCCUCCUACGAAUGUGGAGCCGAGCACGGACAUAGCUGCGCUAAGGAGGGAGCUCGCGCUGCUUAAAGAGCAACAGGAGAGGUCCGGUUCGGCGCCGUUUAAUGCCGAGGAAUUGGUGCGCUCCAUAAUGGGGCAAGUGGGUACUAUGGUGAGUGCCCAUUUCGAGGGCUUGGAGGCUAGGCUACUUCCAGAGCAACGAGUCCAACCACCGUUGCCCGCAGAUGCAGCUCGUGAGUCGGGAGUACCUGCCACUACACUUAUGGCUCCCGCUAAUUCUGGAAUGAAGGGGCGCAAAAAGAAGAGCAAGAAGACGUCCCCUAAAAGAGCACAGACAGAUGCUCCAAAGGAGGUUGAGCCGCCUCCACCUGCUCCUUCCAACGCAGAGGGGUGGAACCUGGUGGCCAAGCGGGGCGCAAAGAGAAAGGAAAGGCGCCAGGAUAAGAAAAGUGUCCAAAAGCCUAAUACU